CCCGCUGGGCGAGCGCACGGCCAUGGCCCCGUGGCUGCAGCUCUGUUCCUUCUUCUUCACUGUCAACGCCUGCCUCAACGGCUCGCAGUUGGCAGUGGCUGCGGGCGGCUCGGGCCGCGCGAGGGGCGCCGACACCUGUGGCUGGAGGGGAGUGGGGCUGGCCAGCAGAAGCAGCGGGCUGUACAACAUCACCUUCAGAUACGACAACUGUACUACCUACUUGAAUCCAGUUGGGAAGCACCUGAUUGCCGAUGCCCAGAACAUCACAAUCAGCCAGUAUGCUUGCCGGGACCAAGUGGCAAUCACGGUUCUUUGGUCCCCAGGGGCCCUUGGCAUUGAAUUCCUGAAAGGAUUUCGAGUAAUCCUGGAGGAGCUGAAGUCAGAGGGAAGACAGUGCCAGCAGCUGAUCCUAAAGGACCCGAAGCAGCUCAAUAGCAGCUUCAAGAGAAUGGGAAUGGAAUCCCAGCCUUUCCUGAACAUGAAAUUUGAAACAGAUUACUUUGUCAAGAUUGUCCCUUUCCCCUCCAUUAAAAAUGAAAGCAAUUACCACCCUUUCUUCUUCAGAACCCGGGCCUGUGACCUGUUGCUACAACCUGACAACAUGGCUUGUAAGCCCUUCUGGAAGCCUCGAAGUAUGAAUAUCACCCAGCACGGCUCAGACGUGCAGGUGUCCUUUGACCAUGCGCCACAUAACUUCGGCUUCCGCGGUUUCUACCUUCACUAUAAGCUCAAGCACGAAGGCCCCUUCCGGCGGAGGACGUGCAAGCAGGACCAGAACUCAGAGACAAGCAGCUGCCUCCUCCAGAAUGUUUCUCCAGGGGGUUAUGUCAUUGAGCUGGUGGACGACAACAACACGACCAGGAAGGUGGCGCAUUACGCCGUCAGGCCAGUGCACUCUCCCUGGGCGGGACCCAUCCGAGCUGUGGCCAUCACCGUGCCUCUGGUCGUCAUCUCCGCGUUCGCGACGCUCUUCACUGUGAUGUGCAGAAAGAAACAGCAAGAAAAUAUAUAUUCACAUUUAGAUGAAGAAAGCCCUGAGUCCUCCACAUACGCUGCGGCUCUUCCCAGAGACAGGCUCCGGCCACGGCCCAAGGUCUUCCUCUGCUACUCCAGUAAAGAUGGCCAGAAUCACAUGAAUGUGGUCCAGUGUUUCGCCCACUUCCUCCAGGAUUUCUGUGGCUGUGAGGUGGCGCUGGACCUCUGGGAGGAUUUCAGCCUCUGCAGAGAAGGGCAGAGAGAAUGGGUCACUCAGAAGAUCCACGAGUCCCAGUUCAUCAUUGUUGUGUGCUCCAAAGGCAUGAAGUACUUCGUAGACAAGAAGAACUAUAAACACAAAGGAGGUGGCCGGGGCGGGGGGCAAGGAGAGCUUUUCCUGGUAGCCGUGACAGCCAUCGCAGAAAAGCUUCGUCAGGCCAAGCAGAGCUCAUCCGCGGCACUGAGCAAGUUUAUCGCUGUCUACUUUGAUUACUCCUGUGAAGGCGAUGUCCCCUGCGCCCUGGACCUGAGCCCCAAGUACAAGCUCAUGGACAACCUUCCUGAGCUGUGCUCUCAUCUGCACUCAGGAGAGCACAGCCUUCAGGGGCUGGGUCAGCCAGGGCCUAGCAGCAGAAGGAACUACUUCCGGAGCAAAUCUGGCCGCUCCUUGUAUGUCGCCAUUUGCAACAUGCACCAGUUUAUCGAUGAGGAGCCUGAUUGGUUCGAGAAGCAGUUGAUACCCUUCCAUCCUUCCCCUGUGUGCCGCCAGGAGCCAGUCCUGGAGAAGUUUGACUCAGGUUUGGUUUUAAAUGAUGUCAUAAGCAAAUCAGGGCCAGAGAGUGACUUCUGUCUGAAAGCUGAGGCUUCUCUACUUGGGGCCACCAGGCCAGCUGACUCACACCCACACCUGGAAAGUCAGCGUGUAGGCCUGAACCAAGACACUGAGACCCAGCCCACCUGUGAGGGUGGCCCUGCCUUGCAGCCCCUGUUGCAUGCAGUGAAAGCUGGCAUUUCCUCGGAUAUGCCGCGGGACUCGGGCAUAUAUGAUUCCUCUGUGCCCUCGUCAGAGUUGUCUCUGCCUCUGAUGGAGGGACUGUCCCCUGACCAGAUGGAGACAUCUUCUCUGACCGGGAGUGUAUCUUCUUCCUCUGGUCUAGGUGAGGAGGAUUCCCCUACCCUCCCUUCCAAGCUCCUCGCCUCUGGGGUGUGCAAAGCAGAACAUGUUUGCCACAGCUACACCGAUGAACUCCAAGCAGUUGGCCCUUCGUAAGGAUAUGGAAGGGUCCGAGCAUCGCCACUUUAUCUGCUGCUUGCUCUGGUUCCCCAGCUCACCUCCAUGGUUGUGUGGCCGCUUGGAGCUGAAGGUUCACACAAGGAUAUUUGGAGUGAAAUUCGGGCCAAUCCUUGAUCCUUUCUGCUCCAGCCUGAGUCUCCGAUUUCCCAGAAGCAUAUAGUGCUCUGUAAGACACUUCCUUUAGACCAGGCAGCAGCUGGCUGUGUGAGGGGGUGGGGGAAGAAGCAGGUAAAGAGAAGUAGGAAGCACCAACACUUCUAUUCCCUUUCGGCUACUUUGAUUCAAAAUGCUUUGUGGAAAAAGCACUUUGAACAACAUUCCAGUUACCCAUGUCAGUCAAGUACUG
This is a messenger RNA of Arvicola amphibius (Eurasian water vole), 2615 nucleotides long. RefSeq names its product interleukin 17 receptor D (gene Il17rd). Bases 23 to 2245 code for a protein of 740 amino acids. Gene Ontology annotation, molecular function: interleukin-17 receptor activity. Lineage: Eukaryota; Metazoa; Chordata; Mammalia; Rodentia; Cricetidae. The transcript has 13 exons. The record is from RefSeq and is a predicted model, not a curated record.